Rhinocladiella mackenziei CBS 650.93 is the source of this 3450-nucleotide messenger RNA. RefSeq lists its product as uncharacterized. The record is from RefSeq and is a predicted model, not a curated record. Gene Ontology annotation, cellular component: UTP-C complex; CURI complex; small-subunit processome. Gene Ontology annotation, biological process: tRNA export from nucleus; rRNA processing. Bases 1 to 3450 code for a protein of 1149 amino acids. The transcript has a single exon. Lineage: Eukaryota; Fungi; Ascomycota; Eurotiomycetes; Chaetothyriales; Herpotrichiellaceae.
AUGUCCAUCAAAGGUAUCAUGCCUGAAGACCGUUCUUCGAAACGACGGAAACUCAGUCAUGGCAUGGACAAUGACGAUUUCGAUAUCUUGGAGAAUUCGAUUAGUGCUGACGACACCCCAGAAGCUUCUCAAGAGGUCAAUGAAAUUAUAUCACCACCGAAAAACCAACCUUCCAGAACCGGUCCCAAACCUAAAAGGAUUUCUGCAGCAAAUCCCACUGUUUUGCCCACUGGUGGAAUCAGCAAGUCAGCCGUUCUUGCUCUACAGGUUGCGGAUUUAGUUGCCGAGGCUACACCAAACUACGCAAGACUUCAACCGAAAUGGACCAAAUUUUCAAAUCAGCUGGUCGCCAUUAUCACUCAGAUACCGGAACAUUCCCCGGCCACGGCUGUUGAUGCGUUGAAAUCCUUCCGCAAGCAAGGAAUCCAAAUCCCCUUCCCACCCCCUCAGCCAUCAAAAGACACAAACUACAAAUUCGAAUUCAAGCCUCCAAAGCAAGUCAUGGUCGGUGGACCACUGCCUUGGGAACUGAGUCUCCAGGGCGAAAAAAGGAUUGAAAUCACAGCCGUUAUGCCCGAAGACAUUCUUCAGGAAAAGGACUAUCUCAACAACAGAGCAUUUCACAAAGCCGCUUUCUAUCUCGCGUGCAUUGCAGCCACGAUCAAGGAAGGUGAGGGUGACAACUUCGAUUUGGCCUUUGCACAGCUCUUCGACGUGGAUCUCUUGCCUAUCAUUGAAAUUGUCCCAAGAGAAGAGCCUUUGGCAGGGUUCAAGUUUAAAAUUGGCGUUGGUUUCCCAGGACAGUCUAUACCAAUGGCAAAGACCUUGCCGAACAAGAAUUGCCUCCGGCAAGGAAUGUCAGGUGAUUCAACUCCAAGCGACCAGCCUACCCCUUUUUACAACAGCUGUCUCCGAUAUGCAGCAUCGAUCCCCAUUGUUGACGAUAUCAUCCAGUCGACAAAAAGCCCGGCAUUUAAUGAUGCAUGCCGCCUUGGGCAACUCUGGCUAAGACAGCGAGGGUUCUCCAGUUCAACCCGGUUUGGAGGCUUUGGCUUUCUGGAAUGGUCACUGACGUGUGCGUUGUUGCUUCGCGGAGGCGGUCACCGAGACCAUCCGCUGUUCUCAAAGCAAUAUAGCGGCCUUCAACUUUUCAAGGCCAUGCUUCAAGUCCUCGCUGGGCGAGAUUUGCGGGAUCCGAUGGUCCUUAAUGGCUCAAGUCUCGAUAUCCCGCGUUCAGAGCUGCCAGUGCUGUUCGAUGGAAAGACGGGGGUGAAUAUCUUAUACAAAAUGUCUCCUUGGUCAUAUCAAUCGCUCCGUCAUUACGCGCAAGUGUCUCUGGCUGCGGUCAACUCUCGAAACCAUGACAGCUUUGACUCAACCUUCAUACUCAACGUGUCAACACCGUUAUUGGAAUACGAUGAGCUGUUUACUGUCAGCGUCCCUACCGGAAUCUUUAACACGGCAGCAGAGCAACGGCAGCUCCUUCACCAAAUGCACCGCACAUUAGUGCGAGGCCUAGGAGACAGGGUCACUCUAAUUGUUUUCAAGCUACCCCAGCAGGAGAGUUGGUCUUUUAACCACUACCCAAGUCUCAGCGAAGCGCAUUUUGAAUUUGUGAUAUCAUUACUCAUCAAUCCCGAGACUGUCGCACGUCUGGUGGACCAUGGUCCGUCCGCAGACCAACCAGAAGAAGCAGCAGAAUUCCAAAAGUUUUGGGGAGAGAAAGCGGAGCUACGCCGAUUCAAGGAUGGAAGCAUAUCUGAAAGCUUGGUGUGGGCUUCAGGAACUCCCGUCACUCUGCAAAUUAUCUCUCAUCUUACUAUGCGACAUUUCAAAUUGCCACCCGGCUCCAUCCAAAGGCAGGAAUGGGAUUUCAUAUCUGACAUCCUGGAGGAGGACAUCUCUGUGAGUGCCAAAGACGGCUUCCGAAUCGUCAACUCGGCCUUUCAGACAUUGUCUUCGACCUUGCACAGUCUUGAAGGCCUUCCGUUGCCGAUCAGAUCAAUCUCUCCAGCCGGACCGGCUCUCCGUUCGUCCUCCACUGGUCAUCCACUUCGCCCGCCCACAACAUCUCCAAUAGACAUCCUCAUCCAAUUUGACACUUCUACGAGAUGGCCAGACUCUCUCCCGGCGAUCCAACAUACCAAAAUAGCGUUUCUCCUCAAGUUGGCCGACCUUCUCACAGCAUCAAAUUCAGACCUCAACACCCGCGUCGGUCUUGAGAAUACCGACUCUGCCAAGGAGGGAUACUUCAACACCUCAUUCCUUGAUAUUAUCUACCCUUCUCCGGCCCCAGGCCUGAGCUCCAUCUGUUUCCGAGCGCGAAUCCAUCACGACCGGGAAGUCCAUCUCCUCCAAACGGCCCUCGCCGACAAAUCCCUGCACGGCGCCGUCCGAGACACCCUCACCACGGCCCUGGCAGCCGACAAGCGCGAUUUUCUCGCCCAACCCACCCACACAACUGCAAUCCGGAACCUCAGUACGCGCUUUCCGCCCCUGUCAAACACGAUCCGCCUUCUCAAGAAAUGGGUCUCGUCCCAUCUUCUUCUCGCGCACAUUCCAGAAGAAAUCCUCGAGAUGGUCGCCGCACACAUCUUCCUCCAUCCGUCACCAUGGUCCAUCCCGGGCUCAUCAACAACCGCCUUCCUCCGCUGCUUGCACCUGCUUUCCCGUUGGGACUGGGCCUUUACGGCUCUGAUCAUCGACCUGAGCCUCUCGCAGGACAUGAGCGCAUCGCAAGUCUCGGAAAUUGAAACCCGGUUCCAAGCCUGGCGCAAACUCGAUCCCAACAUGAACAACGUCGUCUGGCUCGUCGGCACCAACCUCGACACAACAGGCACAGUGUGGACGCAAGGCAGCCGUCCACCUCGCGUCGUGGCAGGACGGCUCGCAGCCCUCGCGCGCGCGGCCGUGCAAGUUAUCGAAACCCAAGGUUCGAAGAUGGAUGACUCGGACUGGCGCCGUCUUUUCAUCAGCCCGCUCUCGGACUUUGACUUCCUGAUCCACAUCAAACCGUCCGUGCUGAGGUCGUACAGGCCCCGGUCGAAGUCGAAAUCAAAGUCUGAUAAAAUUAACGGCGGUUCUGAAUUCAAGAACCUCCAGAUCCACGACGCCCUGGAUUCUGCGUCCAUCGGCUACGACCCGGUCGUAUCGUUUCUGCGCGAUCUCAAAACGGCGUUCGGCUCGGCGGCUCUGUUCUUCCACGAGACUUCUGGCGGAAGCGUGGUCGCCGGGCUGUGGAAACCUAGUGUCCUUGGGAAGAAAGAGUGGCGCAUUAGAUUGGGUUGGUCGAGCGUCCCGGUCUCGGCAGAGAAGGGUCGUCGUGAAAAGGAUGAGGAUGAGGACCAGGGAGAACGUAAAGAUAUGUGUGUGUUAAAUAAAGAUGGCAUGCUGGCGGAGAUUGCGAUGCUGGGGGAUGGUAUUGUAAAAGAGAUUACGGUGAAGGCGUGA